This is a messenger RNA of Hibiscus syriacus, 1572 nucleotides long. Its product is annotated as CCR4-NOT transcription complex subunit 11-like. The record is from RefSeq and is a predicted model, not a curated record. The transcript has 12 exons. The coding region runs from base 79 to 1389 and encodes 436 amino acids. Gene Ontology annotation, cellular component: CCR4-NOT complex. Gene Ontology annotation, biological process: mRNA catabolic process; negative regulation of translation. Lineage: Eukaryota; Viridiplantae; Streptophyta; Magnoliopsida; Malvales; Malvaceae.
CUCAUAAAUAGGAAGGCAAGCGAAGGGUUCAUUACUCUUUUGCUAAAUACCGCUAGAAAAUUUCAGGAAAAAAAAAGAAUGAGUAAGAAGAUGCUGAAUUUGGAAGAACAGUGUAAGAUAGUGAACUUGUUGAAAUCGUCAUCUGAGCAAAAAUCAAUCGAAGAAACAGUCACUGAAUUCUUCAGCAAUUCCAAGCUCCGUCAUUUCAAUGUCUGCUAUUCUCUUUCUCUUUUAUUGCAGGACAAAGUGAUGAUCUCUUCUACAGAACGAUUGGUUGCAUUUGCUAUUCUUCAUCGAAGCUAUUCCUCUCAGAAGUCUGCUGCAAAUCCAUUUAUUUCCUUUCUUGUAAACGCUGCAUUUGAUGAUGGGGCUGAAAAAUAUGAGAGGGCAUUUAUUCUCCAAUUGCUCAACUCUAGCAACUCCAACAGUAGUAAAGAGUUUCUUAAACAGUCUGCAUCAGAUUACAUCAAGAACUUUGAUCCUUCAUCCCAAAAUUUCCCACAAAGAGAGCAGUUACAGAAACAAUAUUUCGAGAGAGUCCAUCCAGAACCAUACAGUUGCCUAUUACAGAACAUUGCAGUUAAAAAUCUGUUGGCAGAUCCUGAUGUUCCUUGUGGUUAUGAUGCAAAUUCAGCUGAAUUGGAUUUACAACCUGGAGCCAAAUCUAAACUUGUAUCUGGGGACAGAGAUGAAGCCAUAAGUGGAUUGAUAGCGAAUUUGUCUUUGGAGGGGUUAUGUCCUCGUUGGAUCAGGCCUGUUCCACCUAGGUUCCCAGUGGAUGAGGAGUUAGUGUGGCUCAACCCUGAUAACAAUCAUGAGCUUCAAUGGGAUCAAGGGAUGUGUGCUGAUACUAGCAGAGGAGCAGCAGUGAGAGACUUAAUUGCAAAAGCUUUGAAGGGAGCACUUGCACCUAACCAACAAGAGCAAGUCGUAUUGGAGCUGACUAAUGACCCCAAGCUUGUCUACCACUGUGGAUUGACUCCAAGGAAGUUACCUGAAUUGGUGGAAAACAAUCCGCUUAUUGCUGUUGAUGUUCUGACGAGGUUAAUUAAUUCUCCUGAAAUCUCCGAGUAUUUUACAGUUCUUGUUAACAUGGACAUGAGUCUACACUCCAUGGAAGUUGUGAACAGGCUCACAACUGCAGUUGAACUUCCUAAGGAAUUUGUUCGUAUCUACAUAACUAAUUGCAUAGCAUCCUGCGAGAACAUAAAGGAUAAGUACAUGCAGAACAGACUCGUGCGACUUGUAUGUGUUUUCUUACAGAGUUUAAUCAGAAACAGAAUAAUUGAUGUUAAGGAUCUGUUUAUCGAAGUUCAAGCCUUCUGCAUUGAGUUUUCAAGGAUUCGAGAAGCGGCAGGUUUGUUUAGGCUUUUGAAAACUUUAGAAUAGAAUUAUUGGUUUUGAACUCUCCAUGACAAUAACCAAUCUUAAGAGUUGUAGAUAACAUUGUGGUGUUUUCGGAGGGAAUAAUGUAAGGUGGCAAUGACAAUUGUUAAGGACACUUAAACCGUGCCCUAUUUAAACAACCUUUUGCUUUACUAUUAUUAUAUAUUAUUAUUAUUAUUAUGACUA